AUUUCAAAAGGGAGAGGGAAUAAUAAACUAUCUUUUUCUCUCUCUCUCUCUCCUUAGCUCCAUUUAUAUCUUGCAUAUUUUUUUUUUGAUUCCUCCUAUAUAUAUCAUUACUAUUUUUAUUUUUAUUUUUUUGUAAUUAUGUAAUCAACAAAUGAAUUUCUAGCUGAAAUUUGAGGUGUUAUUAUUCUAAUUUCUUGAAAUCUUUUGCAUUUGUUUUGGAAAUACUUGGCCAAAGAUUUCAAUGUUGAAAAAAAAUAAUAAUAAAAUGAGUUGUUUUUCUUGCAUGAGCUCUCGUCCUAAGAUUAUUGAAGAUUAUGAUGAAGAUAUGACCUCAAGAUCCAACAAUUCUGCAGUCCACGCGAGGGGAAAUUCUAGUGAUUCAGGAAGUGGAAAUGGGAGAAAGGAAGGCUUUUUUAGAAGUAAAAAAAGUGGGGAAAGUAACAAUCAGAACAACAAUGUAGCUCGGAGUUUCGCGUUCAAGGAACUAGCCAUCGCAACUCAGAGUUUUAGGGAAACAAAUCUUAUUGGCGAAGGCGGCUUUGGAAGUGUCUAUAAAGGCCGUAUAGAUUCAGGCCAGAUAGUCGCGAUCAAACAACUUAAUCUCGAAGGCCUUCAAGGGAACCAAGAAUUUGUUGUGGAGGUACUUAUGUUGAGUUUAAUGCAUCAUAACAAUCUUGUCAAUCUGAUCGGAUACUGCACUCACGGAGAACAGAGGUUGUUGGUUUACGAGUUUAUGCCACUAGGCAGCCUGGAAAACCAUCUUUUCGAACCAGGAACGACACCACUGAGUUGGAAGACAAGGCUAAAGAUAGCCGCAGGUGCAGCUCAUGGACUCGAGUAUCUACACAAAGCAAAUCCACCCGUCAUCUACCGUGAUUUGAAAUCUUCAAAUAUAUUAUUGGACAAUGAUUUCAAUCCAAAGCUGUCGGAUUUUGGACUUGCAAAACUUGGACCGGUAGGUGACAACACUCAUGUUUCGACAAGAGUGAUGGGAACCUACGGAUAUUGUGCCCCCGAGUAUGCCAUGACUGGGAAGUUGACUCUGAAAUCUGAUAUCUAUAGCUUCGGUGUUGUUCUAUUGGAGCUAAUAACGGGACGAAAAGCUUAUGACAGCACUAAGAAACAAGGAGAACAGAACCUUGUUGUUUGGUCUAAUCCUUUCCUUAAGGACCGGAGGAAAUACAUUCAUUUGGUGGAUCCAAUGUUGGAUGGUCAAUUCUCUUCGCGUUGUUUGCACCAUGCAGUUUCUGUUACUGCAAUGUGCCUUCAAGAACAAGCCAGUUUUCGUCCCAGCAUUACUGAUAUUGUUACCGCGCUUGACUAUCUUCUACUUCAAGCACAACACUCAGGUACAAAUAGAGGUGGUUCACAAUCUGACAAGCACAUACCGCCUCCAUCAACAGAAGAGUUCAAUGUCAGUUCACGAAAUCGAAGCUAUGACAACAUGGCUAUUACAUUUUAAAUUUUUUCCGUCUGAACAAACUGCUAGAUAUAUAGACAUGGGGAUCGCGGAAUAUUAUAGAUGAAAAUGGAGGUGCAUUUUAUCGUUUCAACGUUAUAGCAGAGGAUAUCGGUCACUUCAGCUUUUGAUUAUGAGAUGACGUUUUCUUGAAUCAAGAACUUCAGUUGAUUUGCAGGAACGCGGUAGACUGCUCUUUUCCCUGUAUAUUGACUACUCGUAAUUCGUAAUCAGUUGAGGAACCAUUGAAUAUUGUUUCAAAUAUCUGUAUAUUUUGGUGUAUAUGAAAAAACAAAAACCAAAGAAAUGGAUGUAUAUCAACGUCAAGAUUGUAUAUAUACACCCAUACUUCUUGUAAUUUCAUGCAUAUUGUUGACAUGAUCAUAUAAGAUAAUAUGAACAAUAGUGAAGACUUGUUGUUGUUCGAUUA
Solanum pennellii is the source of this 1889-nucleotide messenger RNA. Its product is annotated as probable serine/threonine-protein kinase PBL21. The transcript has 7 exons. NCBI's taxonomy places the organism in Eukaryota, Viridiplantae, Streptophyta, Magnoliopsida, Solanales, Solanaceae. The coding region runs from base 242 to 1462 and encodes 406 amino acids. Gene Ontology annotation, biological process: protein phosphorylation. The record is from RefSeq and is a predicted model, not a curated record. Gene Ontology annotation, molecular function: protein kinase activity; ATP binding.